This is a messenger RNA of Parastagonospora nodorum SN15, 906 nucleotides long. RefSeq lists its product as hypothetical. The transcript has 3 exons. The coding region runs from base 1 to 906 and encodes 301 amino acids. The record is from RefSeq and is a predicted model, not a curated record. NCBI's taxonomy places the organism in Eukaryota, Fungi, Ascomycota, Dothideomycetes, Pleosporales, Phaeosphaeriaceae.
AUGUUUUGGUUCUCCUCGUUUGCCUUUGCGGCACUAAUUGUCCUUCUGUCACCUCUCGUGGAAUCAACUUCGUCCAAUACAUCAAUAAACACGACCAAUCCUAUUACACUCGUCACGGCAUGGUAUCCACACCCUGGCUACAACCCAAAGUAUCCGAACAAGGAGGAGGCCUACCGCCGUCUCAUUGGGGAAGUCCUAUCUCGCGUUCAGACCCCGAUCGUCAUCUACACUCCAAGUUCAGAGUCAGAGUUCAUCCUAUCCUCAAGACCGGCUGGCGCUCCGAUUAUCAUAAAUAAUACUUACGAGACUAUAUGGGAUGUUCCGAACCUUUCAACACUUGCAGCGUCGUUUCAUACCGACCAGCGGAAGAUAGCCUGGCAAGAUGAGGAACGGACUAAUGCUAGAGAGGAUUCUCCUCAUAUGUAUGGUGUGUGGAACGCAAAGGUCUCUUUUUUGAACAUGACAGCCAUGUUGAACCCGUUCGAUUCGGAGUACCUUUUCUGGCAUGAUGCUGCAGCAAGUCUGUCUUACAAUGGCUCUUUAGAAUCAUGGCCAGAUCCGAACAAGAUUUCGAAGAUAUUUUCACGCCACGAAGGUUACUCAGACAAGUUACUCAUGGUGGCUCGUGAGUUACAGCCCGCAUUCCCUGUCGAUGCAUCGUGGGAGGUUGCUCCGCUAACUCGAACAAUAGCAGGUGUUUUCUUCGGCGGAACUCCCAGAUCUAUUCAGUGGCUAGCUAAAGAGUACUAUGACAUGCUCUACUACUACCUUUCUUUAAACCAGUUUGUUGAUGCAAGAUCUCUGGAUCACAUCUACUACUACCUGGAUUUCUUAGCGGCAAAGAAGGACAAUACUCUUGCUCCACUCUUUGGAGAUAUCCCAAAGGGAGAUCCUUUCUACUACUAG